AUGGAGGGAAGCAGAAAGAUUGCAACUACCCUGAAGGGUGUUUGCCCAUUUGAACAGGGUGAUCGCUUGGGAGCUGAAACCAGGUCUGCACUGCGUGUUUUGUGGGGAGCUUUGGUUUUGCUGGCUGCAGCUGUGGUUGUUGGGGGCUCAGUCACUGGCAUCCUGAGUCUCAGAGGAAGUAGUCAGCAGGUUGUUCAGAUAACAUUGCAUGAUGUGCAGGGCACCAUUGUCAAUCAGUCAGUGGUUGUGAACCAAGAAGAGGAUCUGGUAACUUAUCACAUAAUGGACAGGAACCAGACAGCAGUGGUGCUGUUUGACAGCAAGAAUGGUUUAGUUUGUUACCAGCCAGGAGGGAGAAACAUGUGCCUUGUUCGAAAAAUGACAGCUACCGACCUGGAGAACAUUCACACCGUUAUCACUGCUCAACAUCAGAAGUUCCACCAGCUGUUGGUGCGGAGGAAUGAAACAGAGUUCUCCAGAAUAUAUCUUGGGAUACUGAGUAAAAACGAUGUGGACCUGUUAGCUCUGGGAGAGCACAUUGACAGCCUCUGUAAUCACAUGCCUAUUUACUGGCUCCAGAAAAGUAACAGGCCUUCCAGGCAACGGCUGAUCUACUUCUGCAUCGAUAUCUGCUUUCCAAAUAACGUCUGCGUCUCAGUAUGUUUUUACUAUCUGCCAGAUUAAGCAACUGUACUUCUUCCUCAUGUCCAUCUUAAUGAUAACACAAGUCUGUUAAAACACAAAAUUAAUGUAUGUUCUACUGUGCCACUUCCUUUAGCUCUGCAUUUUAAUUCCCUU
Messenger RNA from Pristis pectinata (smalltooth sawfish), 798 nucleotides. It is a transcript of the gene bricd5, whose product is annotated as BRICHOS domain containing 5. Gene Ontology annotation, biological process: regulation of cell population proliferation. The transcript has 6 exons. The record is from RefSeq and is a predicted model, not a curated record. Lineage: Eukaryota; Metazoa; Chordata; Chondrichthyes; Rhinopristiformes; Pristidae. Bases 1 to 684 code for a protein of 227 amino acids.